Molecule: messenger RNA, 924 nt
Organism: Fonsecaea multimorphosa CBS 102226
Lineage: Eukaryota; Fungi; Ascomycota; Eurotiomycetes; Chaetothyriales; Herpotrichiellaceae
Exons: 2
Coding region: 1-924 (307 amino acids)
Biological process (GO): transcription initiation at RNA polymerase II promoter
Cellular component (GO): transcription factor TFIID complex
Source: RefSeq, a predicted model, not a curated record
AUGCGACACAAACUUCAGUCCUUGCCGACCUCGGAACCAGCAUUGCUGAAGCAGGAGGUGGUGGAUGAUUUAGUAGUGCUGUGUAUAAAGACGAUAUGUGAAGAGGAGGCACAGAAACAAGGGAUCCAAGAUCCGGUGAUUGAGUCAGUCGCAUUGGAAGCCAUGGCAGCAGCGAUGGACGAAUUCAUGCUCAAAUUCCUUUCCAAGGUCCGGCGCUCCAUGAUCGCAGCCCGGCGAACCUGUCCCAUCGCCACCGAUUUCGAGACCGCCGUUGACGUCCUCGAUGUUCCCCGCCCGGACGACCAACUCGGCCCGUAUCAGACCCAACCCUCCAUCAACCGUCCUUUAUUGCCAACACCGCCCCCUGAAGACGAAUUCCACAAUUUCGUCGAACUCCCGGCAUCGUUCCUUGGUCCCGGCUUGGACGGCCACGGCGAGUUGAAGAAAUUCUCAUUCACAACCCGGGGUUUGCCUGAGCUGCCCUCGGCACAUACCUACAGGAAUACACCCGUGUACCCGGACCGACUGGCCGAUAAUAGGAAGAUCAGAGAGCUGGCGACCCAAGAAGGGAAACUUGGUGAGCAGGCAUUGCGUAAGCUGGCAGGAGCUGUUAAAUUGGACGCUGCUCAUCCGCUCGAUACGGAGGCUAUCUCUUCCAAAAAGAAAUCUGCCCCCAUCGUUCGCCGUAAGCGGUGGAAGACUGGGGUUGAUCUGUCGGAAGAAGCAGUCUUUGAAGAAACUCUGCGCGACUUGCUGACCAAGGAACGCGGUGGUUUUGAGCUAGGACCGAUCGUCAACUGCGAAAAGGCGUAUCGAAUGCCGGAAGAACUGAUGGUCAAAAGGCGGGCACCGGUCAACGACACUCUUGCCGAAAAGCGGAGUAGCUCAGGAUCGCAUACAGGCGAUGUGGUCAUGCAGCUGUGA